UCAGACUCUCGUUCCCCCUGUACCUGCCUCCUCCGGCGCCUUUCGCUCGCCUCCCGCCAGGAACGUCGCAGCGGAAGCGGCCCUCGACGCCCGCACCAUGGACCUCUUCCACGAGAACUUCAGGAACGCCGAGGAGCUGGCCGAGCCCGUGGGCGCGCGCGUGGCAGGCGCGAUUCCCUCGUGGCUGUGCGGCUCCCUCCUCCGCGUCGGGCCGGGCAAGUUCGACCUCGGGGACUUCACCCUCAAUCACUGGCUCGACGGCAUGGCCAUUCUCUACAAGUUCUCGAUCGACGGCGGGAAGGUGACGUUCCGCUCCAAGUACCUCAAGUCGGACGCGUACAAGAAGGCGUGCGUGGCGAGCAGGCCCGUCUUCACGGAAUUCGGCACGCACUCCUUCCCCGACCCCUGCAAGAACAUCUUCUCCAGGAUGUUCUCCAACUUCGACUGCCACGCCAUGACGGACAACGCGUCGAACAACGCCUUCUGCGUCGAGGACCAGGUGUUCGUGGCGUCCGAGACCUGCUUCGUCAGGAGGGUCGACCCGGCGACGCUGGACACCCGCGAGAAGGUGGACUUGAACAAACUCGUGAGUGUGAACUUCGCUUCGUCCCACCCUCUGCGGGACCGACACGGCGCCACCUACAACCUCGGAGGAAGUUUCACGUCAGGACUCAAGUACCACAUCUUGAGGAUUCCGCAGUGCAAGGACACUCGGGGAGGCGCCGACCCUUGGAACAGCGCCCGCAUCGUGAGCACGAUUCCGUCCAGCUUCCGCGCCUCCUUCUCCUACUACCACAGCUUCGGGAUGAGCGAGGAGUACCUGAUCUUCCUCGAGCAGCCUCUUCUCGUCAACACCCUGAAGCUUGCCACCUCCCAGAUCAAGAGCAGGGCCAUGCACGACUGCAUGGAGUGGCACCCGCAGGAGAAGGUCAAGUUCCACCUGCUGCGCAAAUCCACGGGCGAAGCGGUGAAGGUCAAGUACUUAUGCGACGAGCCCUUCUUCACCUUCCACCACGUCAAUGCGUACGAGGUCAAAGAUCACCUGGUGGUUGACAUCAUCACGUACCCGAGCCCAGAGAUCCUCGACAAGUUCUACCUGAACAAAAUCCGGGCGCAGGAGUUCGACGUGAAGGACGCGCCGCAGCUGCAGAGGUUCAUCCUGCCUCUCCUGGCGGAUCUUCAGGGGAUGCCCGAGGGCGAGGAGCUGGUGAGCCUUCCGGGCGCCAAGGCUUCGGCCAAGAUCCGGAGGGACAGCUCGGGAAGCCCCUACGUGUCGCUGACGCCCGUGGACGUCGGCCGCCCCGGCUUUGAGAUGCCGGUGAUCAACCCGAAGCACACGGGCGCCCCCUACCGCUACGUCUUCGGCACCGGCGGAUACGACAUGGGCUCCUUCAAGAACUCUGUGUGCAAGGUGGACGUGGACAGCGGCCGGAGCCAGGUGUGGCACGGCGUGGAGCACCAGUACCCAGCGGAGCCGGCGUUCGUGGCGGCCCCCGACGCGAGCGCCGAGGACGAAGGCGUGGUGCUCGUGUCCGUGGUGGACGUGCGGCCCGACUUCCCCGACUUCCUGCUGGUGCUCGACGGCCGCACCAUGGAGGAGCUGGCGCGCGCGGAGGUGGACGGGCCCGUGCCCAACGGCCUGCACGGGACCUUCCUCCCGGACAGGCUGUGA
Penaeus chinensis is the source of this 1672-nucleotide messenger RNA. RefSeq names its product beta,beta-carotene 15,15'-dioxygenase-like. Bases 98 to 1672 code for a protein of 524 amino acids. The record is from RefSeq and is a predicted model, not a curated record. Gene Ontology annotation, biological process: retinal metabolic process; carotene catabolic process. Gene Ontology annotation, molecular function: carotenoid dioxygenase activity; beta-carotene 15,15'-dioxygenase activity. NCBI's taxonomy places the organism in Eukaryota, Metazoa, Arthropoda, Malacostraca, Decapoda, Penaeidae. The transcript has 9 exons.